AUGGAGAUUAUUGGAUAUUCCAUAAUGACUCUUUACAAUUAUAAAAACCACUACACCCUGUUCACGUACCUUGAGUACCCAGCUUUACUGCUGCAAGAGUAUUUAAUGCUGUUCUAUGUACUCCGAGCCAAAGGUUAUUUGAUGAACAAGUAUACACCGCUGAAUGUGGCCAUAUAUGCUUUUGCCUUGACUGCAUUCAUGACAGAAAUAAUUCCGAAGGAGACUCUUAAUUAUCUUGUUCCUAUAUGUUUACCACUCAGUGGUAUCGCCAAGGUCUCCUAUAUCCGAGGAAUGAUUAAAGCCUCCAAUUCUGAUGCUAUUUCUAUCGAAACAUGGGCUAUGUCUUCUCUGACUAAUGGCGGUCGCUUCUUCAGCGUAUACAUGGAUUCCGGCGACAAACAUCUAAUGUUCAACUAUGGGGUGUCGGUGUUUUUGAGUGGCGCUGUUCUUAUUACCGCGAUUUAUUAUCAGCUUCAGUCACAAGAACCGGCCAUAUCAACUCGCCGCCGAGAACCGUCCGUCCGUCGGCACUACCACGUCGAUUAA
Molecule: messenger RNA, 546 nt
Organism: Leptosia nina
Lineage: Eukaryota; Metazoa; Arthropoda; Insecta; Lepidoptera; Pieridae
Source: the annotation of a GenBank genome assembly